UCCGUCAAACACAUCCCUAAAAAACCCUUUAUCCCUUCCAAUUCAAAGAUAACAUAAAACCCUUUUCUUUCACUGAAAACCCAUUUUUCCCACAAAAAAUGGCGAUUUCUUCUGGAAUUUUCUUCUCCACCUCAUCCCCUCGAACGCUGUCGUUUUUCAAGCCAUCACCCACUUCUCUUCUCGUGGCGGUUCCUCCUCUUGGCGCUAACUUACGCACGUUGCGCACUGUCACCUACGCCGCCGUUUCUUCAUCUUCUUCCUCCUCUUCUUCACAGCAGCAGGAGCGCCGCCCCCGUGGUAUAAUGAAGCCUCGCCCUGUUUCUCCUGAAAUGGCAGAGCUUGUGGGUGCUUCUGAAAUUCCUCGUACUCAAGCUUUGAAGCGCAUUUGGGCUCAUAUCAAAGAGAAUAAUCUUCAGGAUCCGGAGAAUAAGAAGAUCGUAGUUUGUGAUGAGAAGUUGAAGAAGAUAUUUGGUGGUCGAGACAGUGUCGGGUUUCUUGAAAUUGCAGGCUUGAUUACUCCACACUUUCUUAAAUAAAUUGUAGGACAGAUUUGGAUCAAAUUUUGUGAAGUCAGAAGUGUGGCUAUCUUUUUGGGUGAAGACAAUAGCGAAAAGCAUGCAUGUUGUUUUCUGGAAUUAGUAGUAUUUUCCGAGUUUUCUUAGUGCUCGAGUACAGAUCCAGCUCUGCUAAGAAUUUCUUGAAUAUGUAGGUUUUCUAAUGAAGAUAUUGUUAGGAAUUGCAGCUUAUGCUAUGAACAUCUUUUGAUGUUAGUUUAAUUAUAAUAUACUAGUUUUAUGCCAA
Mercurialis annua (annual mercury) is the source of this 801-nucleotide messenger RNA. Its product is annotated as upstream activation factor subunit UAF30-like. The coding region runs from base 99 to 536 and encodes 145 amino acids. Gene Ontology annotation, cellular component: nucleus. The transcript is spliced from 2 exons. The record is from RefSeq and is a predicted model, not a curated record. NCBI's taxonomy places the organism in Eukaryota, Viridiplantae, Streptophyta, Magnoliopsida, Malpighiales, Euphorbiaceae.